Messenger RNA from Linum tenue, 1930 nucleotides. NCBI's taxonomy places the organism in Eukaryota, Viridiplantae, Streptophyta, Magnoliopsida, Malpighiales, Linaceae. The record is from the annotation of a GenBank genome assembly.
UGGUUCUACUAAAUAAAAUACACUAUCCAAUUAACAUUAAAAUACUAUAUAAAUACUGCAUUGACAAUUAAUCCAUCAAAAACUAACCCUAAAUUCAAAUAAAAACCCCGUGCCUGCUAAGCCUGAUGCCAUUUUUCCACCCCACAGCCGGUCUACGCUUACCAUCUGUUUAGACAUAUCCGACGGUCCAGAUUUCAUCUCCCUGGAAACACACCCUUCCUCUUCCCCAACGAAAUCAUCGCCCUCCCUUACCCUUUUUCUCCCAAAAUUAGCCCCCACCUCCUUCCUCCUCUCUUUCCUCUUAACGCCACAGUCUUACCUUUCCUCGCGAUUCAAUUCCAGCCCCAGAAGAAGACGAAAAAAGGAGAAAUACCUGCUCGAAAAACAAAAAAAAAAAGAAGGAAAAACACCACCCAACCAGGAAUCAAAAUCCAGAUCUAGCUCUCUCUCUACAGUCAAUCUCCUUCACGAUGGCAACUUCGGCUCGCGAAGAGAACGUCUACAUGGCCAAGCUCGCCGAGCAGGCCGAGCGCUACGAGGAGAUGGUUGAGUUCAUGGAGAAGCUCUCGGCCUCCAUCGACGGCGAGGAACUCACAGUCGAGGAGCGUAACCUUCUCUCUGUCGCCUACAAGAAUGUGAUCGGCGCCCGUCGCGCCUCCUGGCGCAUCAUUUCCUCCAUCGAGCAGAAGGAGGAGAGCCGCGGCAACGAGGACCACGUCAACAUGAUCCGCGACUACAGGACUAAGAUCGAGACCGAGCUCUCCAACAUCUGCGACGGGAUCUUGAAGCUGCUCGACACCAGGCUCAUCCCUUCCGCCGCCGCCGGCGACUCCAAGGUCUUUUACCUCAAGAUGAAGGGCGAUUACCACAGGUACCUUGCUGAGUUCAAGACCAGCGCCGAGAGGAAGGAGUCCGCUGAGAGCACCCUCACUGCUUACAAAUCUGCUCAGGAUAUUGCAAACGCUGAACUGGCUCCAACCCACCCCAUCCGGCUCGGAUUGGCUCUCAACUUCUCAGUCUUCUACUAUGAGAUCCUCAAUUCUCCUGAUCGCGCCUGCAACCUCGCCAAACAGGUUAGCUACCAUCACACCUUUGUUCUUGGGAAUUGUUUAGGCGAGACAAGAGUAGGUGGUACUACGAUUGUGCUAUUGCCAUGGACUUUAACCAGCGGAUUAGCCUCCCGCCAUUUACGUUCUCUGCUACAGCUGUUUUACGUUUGCCUCGACCACAAACGCCACCUUAUUUUUCCCUUCCUGUUGGCUGUUCUGAACUGUCUCCCUUGGCAGGCAUUCGAUGAAGCAAUCGCUGAGUUGGAUACCUUGGGCGAGGAAUCCUACAAGGACAGCACUUUGAUCAUGCAACUUCUCCGCGAUAAUCUCACCUUGUGGACCUCCGAUAUGCAGGACGACGGUGCGGACGAGAUCAAGGAGGCAGCAUCUGCGCCCAAAGGUGGCGAGGAGCAGCAGUGAAGCCUUCGCCGCUCGGAGCUGGGGAAUGCAAAUUAAAGCUCAACUUUCUCCUCUAAGCUUUUUAACUCGGAGAAGGUGUGGCGAGUGCCUCUUUUGUUACUUCCAGGUUUUAGGCAAAAAAAUUAAUUAUUCCUGCCUUGGCUUUGGAUUGUGGAACGGACCAAGCCGUUCUUUUCUUUUUCCUCCUCCGUUUUCACCUUUCAUUUUUUUUUCUUUAUUUUAAUUGUAGUUUGUCGUUUUCUACCGAGCCCACCCCUCAAAUGUGUCUCUUUUUUCCGGAUUGAAGCUUUUUAUUAAUAUAAAUAUGCAUUGCUGUGUUGUCAUCCUCAGCUGUUGUUUUUUUUUUUUUUUUUUUUUUACAAAGAGACUCUGCAUUAUCCCCAAAAGCCAAGCCAAAGGUUAUAGAAGUGGGAAAUUUACAUUAAGGUCUAAGGAUGGUGAUCCAAACAUCCAAAUCAACU